ACGAUUUUACGUUGUUACUUUCUUGGAUUGACUAUCAUUAAGCUACAGUGUUGGAUGUACUGCCGCUGGGGUUUUAAAAAUGAUGCAGACGUUAUGCAUUCUGUAUGAACGACACACGUGUUCGAUGUGCAUGCGAAGUAAGGCAGCACUCUAUGUGCAAAAUAUUACGGAUACCUUGGAAAAUCUUUCAAAGAAUAAAUAUAUUUUGUAUUUUAUUGAUUGUUGAUUCUUUUAUUAUUUAUUACAAACAUUUUACUACAUUGUGUAGUUCAUGCAUUCAGAAGUCCGUGCAACCUGAAUGCCUCGAUCAAAAAGCAACCGACCGUAACUUUAUCAACCGGUAUAUAUACCCCAGUGACAGUAGAGGAGCGAUCAAAACUAAUAUGGCGACCAAAUGCUUUUCUGAAUUCAUGUCAGCUUUAAGAUCUGAAAUCUACGGGGUCUCUUGGAGAAGUGCAAAAGAUCAAUGAUUAGUGUCUUCUCAAAAAAUUGAACUCAAGUUGCAUUCGUCCCAUUGAAGAGUGAUGACACCGACAGGAAAAAUCACGGCAUUGCUCUUAAUUUUGUUACGAGAUUCAUUUGGAAAACUGGAUGAGGUUUACCUUACAAAAACUAGAACAAGGCUAGAUCUUGUUGAACCUUCCUUGUCGAUUUGGUCAGGUCCUAUAUUUGGGAUAUUCAAAUGCAGUUUUAUCUGCCUUCAGGAACCACAAUGUGUAUCAUUACUGUUCAACGAAACGACAAAAUUUUGCAACCUUUUCAACGUAAUAUACGAUGGUGACGAAAGUGGAAACGUGGAGAAUUACUAUAUCAUAAGUGGGAAAAGUACACAGUUUGUGCCAGCAUCCUGCUUGGACAUCAUUACAUACGCUAACAUAACGACAGAUGGGGAUUACUGGAUUUAUCCAAUGGCAGCCAAUGGGAGGCGAACCAAGAUCUUUUGUCACGACAUGGCAAAUGAACCUUCACAUUUCAUCACCUUAAAAUACACGAACAGCUUUGUUCAACACGAUGGCUCAAACUGGAUAGUUUCUGAUCGAACAUGCCAAUCCAGUCUGAAUCCUCCUUUAAAACAAGUGGAGUUUACCAAAAUUAAAAUACAAAUAGAGGACAUGGUGGUUAAUGGAACAGACUACACGUUCACUUCCGUGAUAGGAUCACCCACAACUAAGUACGGAGAGUCUUGGGAUUGUAACGGACCCUACUAUCUUAAUCCAUGUCCUCAUUUUGGACAUGCGGUCAUUGACACUAGAGGAACUGGACUGAUUGUUGACCCUAGCAUAACGUUUGGUUUACUUGCGCAACAUCAGGCUGAAAUGAAAGACUUCAUCAGAUCAGCUGACGGUUCUCAGAUAUCCUUCCUGUGCGCUGGGUGGUGCAGCAUAUGUGGACCAAAGUCUGGACCAAUCAAAUUGCUUCUUUCUACGGAGUUUAUUUCAGCUACUGAUGCACAGCCCGCAAUUUGUCGCAAGUAAAAGAUGUUUUCCGGUUUCAGGAUCCAUAUCCAUAAUAUUUUCAAAUUUUGUGCUUUGUUUGAAAUAAGUCAUAAUUAUUGAUUUAAAAAACAAAGUCUGAUUUUUGUAUAAACACAUUUUUUGAUUGUAGAUCAUGAAUAUUUGUUGUAAAUAAGAAAAAAUAAUAUUUCCCAUCAAAUUAACUGGAUAUAGUACAUUCAAGUACAUGUAGUACUCUAGCGCAGAUCCAGGACCAUGUAGAAAAACACCCACGACUUGACUUCUAAUAACUACAGAGCCAAAGUACUAGUAUCUACAUUUACAGUACUGUAAAGGUGGUGAUUUACGCGUGGGGCAAGUUACACGGUAAGCUAAAACCGCUUAAAAAAAUCCCCGCGUAUAGUAAAGGUGGCAGGGGACAGUUUUUUUUAUACAAUUCAUUGUAGCCAAGGGAUGCAUGUCUUCGGAACUCUGUAACUAGAAUUUCCUCAGUUCCCAUUCAGCACAAAUACCUUUAAUUCACUCUUUAUAAGGCCAAUCACCAACUUCUGAAGAAAAUUACUAAUCAAAACCUGUAAAAUUCUCUACAUACUGGUUUUUAUGAGAUUUUGACCCUUUCAUAUUUUGCUAAUUUUUCAUGAUUUUUCAGCUUUUUAGACCUCCCCCAGCUAAUUCCCUGCAGAGGGUUGACCUUCCGUACCGCGUGCAUGUUGCACUAUCACAAACUUACCGGUGUAUAGUUUUCAAUGUCCCAUCCACCUACUUUUCGUGUUAUUUUACCUCCCGUCUGUAACUUGCAAUUUCACUGUGUAAAGUCAGCACAAAAGUCAUAGCCGCAUGUUUCGCAUUUUACUUCUGAUUCUCAUGUACCUAACAUAAGGGGCCUACAUAUUGCAUAUCAAUUUCAACAAGAGACACCCCUCUAACUAAUGAUAAUCAUUAAAAAUCAUUUCAUGAAUUUUAGCAACACUCAUAAGCCUUCAAGUACAGCAACUCUCAAUUUUACAAAAAUAUUGUACUUUAUUCGAAACUGUCCCUUGCUACCAAAAUAACUUCAGAAUGGUAAAUCACACAUCCGCGUACUUAACACCCACACGCGUUGUUUGACUAAAAAAAAGCGUACCUUACUUCCAGCGUAAAUAACCACUUUUAUAGUAUCACAUAUCUAGUACAUGAAUAUACAGUAUCAAA
Molecule: messenger RNA, 2645 nt
Organism: Magallana angulata
Lineage: Eukaryota; Metazoa; Mollusca; Bivalvia; Ostreida; Ostreidae
Product: A disintegrin and metalloproteinase with thrombospondin motifs 9-like
Exons: 6
Coding region: 525-1475 (316 amino acids)
Molecular function (GO): zinc ion binding; metalloendopeptidase activity
Source: RefSeq, a predicted model, not a curated record